UGCCUCGUCAUCGUCAAGAACGGGAAAAAAGAGAGAGACAAAAACAGAGAAGGAAAAAAUAAGAAGAGAAAAAAAAAAUCAUUUGAAUUGUUUUUUCCUGUCAUCGCUCCUUGUCCGCGUUUCUUCUGGGAAGGAUCCGUUUCGGCUCUGACGAGUGCGAGGUCCUUGCAUUUCGAUUGGCGUCGACUGGAGAUCGAUACGUCUGCUGUGUAAUAUAUAAAUGGAGAAUUAUGGCUCAUCCUCUCCAUAUCCUCAUAACAACAACAACAGCAACAACAACCAGUAUCCGUACCCUUAUCACCCAAAUCCUUAUAGGCCUCCAAAUUCAGAUCCUUAUCCACCACCACCACCAUCCCAUCAAUACAACGCUCCCUACUACCCUUACCAGCCGCCCUUGCAGCCGUAUGCACCCCCACCACCUCCUCAUCACCAUUCGGGUCCAUUAGACUAUAGCCACCAUCCACAGCCAUCUCCUUCGCCUCAUUCAGCUCCUUUAGAUUACCACAGGCACUCCCUUAGUUAUUCUAGUUCUUUUAACUACCAACCCCAACCUCCUUACCCUUAUCCUGCCCAUCAGCCAACGCUUCAUUCUCACGGUAGUUUUGGCACUUACGGCUCAUCUCACUAUUCGUAUCAAGAACCAGGCCAAUACCCGCCACCGCCUGAAACUAAACCCCAAGAGCCUCCGCGAACCCAGGGCAUCUUCGAUUAUCACAGGGAAGACAAUGUGAGUUCUAUGGGAUUGAGCCAUGAGAAUGUCAGUGGUGGUGGUGGAGGAGGAGGAUCUUCCUACCCGCCUGUUUACCCUCCCGUGGAUGAACUUUUGGGCAGUAUGCACAUUUCUGAUAAUCGCCCGAGUGCGCCCGCAUCACUGCCAGCCCCCUCAGUCCCCCCUGUAUCUGCUCCCCCUUCGAGCUCCUGUUUUGGGCAGGGUCGGCCAGGUGAAUUCUAUAGAUACCCGAACAAUUCAUUCCCAAGUAAUUCAGGUCUGCCAUACUUGGGACGAGUAGAUUCAUCAAAUGUCUCUAUGCAUGGCUAUUCCUCUACGGAAUCACCACAUGGUCCGGGUAUGCAGAUUGUGCCCUUUGGCAAGGGGUCCUUGAAGGUCCUGUUGUUGCAUGGGAAUCUGGACAUUUGGAUUUAUGAUGCAAAGAAUCUCCCAAACAUGGACAUGUUCCAUAAGACGUUGGGCGAUAUGUUUGGAAGAUUGCCAGGAAACAUGAGCAACAAGAUUGAAGGACAGUUGAGCAGGAAGAUCACAAGUGACCCUUAUGUGUCCAUAUCAGUGGCAGGUGCUGUGAUUGGAAGAACUUAUGUCCUGAGCAACAGCGAAAAUCCUGUCUGGAUGCAGCAUUUUUAUGUUCCUGUUGCUCAUCACGCUCCUGAAGUUCACUUUGUUGUCAAAGACAGUGAUGUUGUGGGUUCACAGCUUAUAGGAAUAGUUGCAAUUCCGGUUGAACAGAUAUUCUCAGGAGCCAGAAUUGAAGGAACUUUCCCCAUCCUGACCAGUAAUGGAAAACCUUGUAAACCAGGGGCUGUUCUAUCGUUAUCAAUUCAAUAUACACCAAUGGAAAAACUCAGUGUUUACCACCAUGGAGUCGGGGCUGGUCCCGAUUACUAUGGAGUACCGGGUACAUAUUUUCCUCUCAGGAAAGGCGGGACUAUGACACUGUACCAAGACGCUCAUGUCCCCGAAAGGAUGCUCCCAGGGAUAAGACUUGACAAUGGAAUGUCUUAUGAACAUGGGAAGUGUUGGCAUGAUAUGUUUGAUGCCAUACGUCAGGCGAGGCGUUUGAUUUAUAUAACGGGUUGGUCAGUGUGGCACAAAGUUAGUCUAGUUCGGGAUAGUGAAAGACCUGCAUCAGAGUGUACGCUUGGUGAGCUCCUAAGGUCAAAGUCCCAAGAAGGUGUGAGAGUCCUGCUUUUGGUUUGGGAUGACCCUACGUCACGGAGCAUUUUGGGAUAUAAAACUGAUGGGGUUAUGGCAACCCACGAUGAGGAGACACGCCGAUUUUUCAAGCACUCCUCAGUUCAAGUAUUGCUGUGCCCUCGAAUUGCUGGGAAACGUCAUAGUUGGGUCAAGCAGAGGGAAGUUGGAACCAUCUAUACACACCACCAAAAGACCGUGAUAGUUGAUGCUGAUGCUGGGGGUAACAGAAGAAAAAUAAUAGCUUUUGUGGGCGGACUUGAUCUAUGUGAUGGUCGAUAUGAUACUCCUCAACAUUCACUGUUUAGAACACUUCAAACAGUUCAUAAAGAUGACUAUCAUAACCCCACUUUUACGGGUAAUGUUUCGGGGUGUCCAAGAGAGCCAUGGCAUGACUUGCACAGCAAGAUUGAUGGUCCAGCUGCUUACGAUGUGCUGACUAACUUUGAGGAGAGAUGGAUGAAAGCUGCAAAGCCUCGUGGGAUCAAGAAACUCAAGAUGUCAUAUGACGAUGCAUUGCUUAGGAUUGAAAGGAUUCCUGAUAUAUUAGGGGUUUCUGAUGUUCCUACUGUCAGCGAGAACGAUCCUGAAGCUUGGCAUGUUCAGAUUUUCCGCUCAAUCGAUUCCAACUCUGUUAAAGGUUUCCCGAAGGACCCAAAAGAUGCUACAAGCAAGAACCUGGUGUGUGGUAAGAACAUGCUCAUUGACAUGAGCAUUCAUACGGCAUAUGUGAAAGCUAUCCGUGCAGCCCAACACUUCAUUUACAUCGAGAAUCAGUAUUUCAUCGGAUCCUCGUACAACUGGAAUGCACACAAGGACAUAGGUGCAAAUAAUUUAAUUCCUAUGGAAAUUGCACUGAAGAUCGCGGAAAAGAUAAAGGCAAAUGAACGGUUUGCUGCAUAUAUUGUCAUUCCGAUGUGGCCAGAAGGUGUUCCAACCGGAGCUGCUACGCAAAGGAUCCUAUAUUGGCAGCACAAGACAAUGCAGAUGAUGUACGAGACUAUCUACAAGGCGUUGGUGGAGAUGGGGCUUGAAGGAGCAUUUACACCACAAGACUAUCUGAAUUUCUUCUGUCUAGGCAACCGAGAGACAGUGGAUGGAAUUGAUCACUCGGGCACUGGAAGUCCAAGCAGCGCAAACACUCCACAGGUACUGAGUAAGAAAAGUAGAAGAUUUAUGAUCUAUGUUCACUCCAAAGGGAUGGUUGUUGAUGACGAGUAUGUGGUCAUUGGAUCCGCAAACAUCAACCAACGAUCAAUGGAAGGCACAAGAGAUACAGAGAUUGCAAUGGGUGCUUACCAGCCUCAACAUACAUGGGCGAGAAAACAAUCUGGUCCUCGUGGUCAGAUAUAUGGUUACAGAAUGUCGCUGUGGGCGGAACACAUGGGGACCCUGGAAGAGUGCUUCACGCAGCCAGACAGUCUGGAAUGCGUUAGGAAGGUGAGAGCGAUGGGGGAGAGGAACUGGAAACAGUUUUCUGCCGAUGAAAUUACAGACAUGAGGGGACACCUUUUGAAGUAUCCUGUCCAAGUUGAUCUCAAAGGUAAAGUUAGACCUCUUCCCGGCUGCGAGUCUUUCCCUGACGUUGGAGGCAACAUUGUCGGAUCUUUCAUCGCCAUUCAGGAGAAUCUCACCAUCUAA
This is a messenger RNA of Tarenaya hassleriana, 3568 nucleotides long. RefSeq names its product phospholipase D beta 1. The transcript has 11 exons. Lineage: Eukaryota; Viridiplantae; Streptophyta; Magnoliopsida; Brassicales; Cleomaceae. Gene Ontology annotation, molecular function: D-type glycerophospholipase activity. The record is from RefSeq and is a predicted model, not a curated record. Gene Ontology annotation, cellular component: plasma membrane. Bases 221 to 3568 code for a protein of 1115 amino acids. Gene Ontology annotation, biological process: phospholipid catabolic process.